CUCCGAAUAUUCAUUGAAUCACCAGCUAUCUAUAUAGCCGGGAAAAUGUUUUCGUCACUCAAGUCGCUCGGCUCUAAUAUACUGACAAACUACCAAAUCUCCCCAAGCCCGACAGUGAUUGCUGGCCCUUGGAAGAUCCAUAAUGGAAAGAAGAAAUCCACUGGCACCACUGCGUCUAUCUUCAUCUUUGAGAGAAAAUCCCUGGAGCCACGGGUGAAUGGGCUGGGCGGUCGCUCCAGUUCUUCGACGAAGAAGUUGCACGAUGCAGUUGUUGAGAGACUUAAGCGCGAGGCCAGCAAUUUAGCACGACUCAGACAUCCGUCCAUUCUGCAGGUUCUUGAGCCGGUAGAGGAGACGCGACACGGUGGGCUCAUGUUUGCGACUGAACAAGUUAUGACUUCUCUUGCUGGCCUCUUGCAUGAGAAAGACGAGCAGGAAACUUCUUCAAGAAUUGGCGCGAGGCCUAGUCGCUACGUGGUAGAGGACUCCGACGGACGACGGAGAAGGAGGGAUCUCGAGAUCGAUGAACUUGAAAUCCAAAAGGGUCUUUUGCAAGUGGCUAAAGGCCUCGAAUUUCUUCAUGAGUCUGCCGGCCUAGUUCAUGGGAACCUUAAUCCGGAAGCCAUUUUCAUCAACGCUAAAUCUGACUGGAAGAUUGCAGGGCUUGGGUUUGCUGGCCCUCCUGAUUCUUCUGAACCUCAGUCAUCCCUACCGCCACUGGCUUUAUCUGAGGUUCUCUAUCAAGAUCCGAAACUGCCCACAUCAGUCCAAUUGAACCUCGACUACACGUCCCCAGACUUUGUCCUAGAUUCUAACGUAUCAACAUCUGCCGAUUUAUUUUCUCUUGGGCUGGUGAUUAUAGCCCUCUAUAAUUCUCCACAUGUCUCUCCGCUUCAAGCACAUUCAAGCGUCAAUACUUACAAGAAACUGCUUAGCACUCCUUCUACCACUCCAUCGCAAAGCAAUAACUUCCUCUCCUCCGGGCCUAUCCCCAAGGAUAUUCUCUCGCAUGUCCUACCCAGGUUGAUAACGAGACGACCUGCUCAGCGCAUAAAUGCGAGGGAAUUCCAGCAAUCACAGUACUUUGAUAACAUUCUGAUAUCGACUAUUCGCUUCCUGGAGUCCUUGCCGGCCAAGAACCCGAACGAAAAAUCCCAGUUUAUGCGUGGUCUACAACGCGUGCUGCCGGAAUUUCCCGUUUCCGUUCUCGAAAGGAAAAUUUUAGGCGUACUACUGGAAGAGGUGAAAGAUCGUGAGCUUCUGCCGCUCAUACUGCAGAACGUUUUUGCGAUCCUGAAGCGAAUUCCUAGCGGGCGCCGUAUAUUUCCUGAAAAAGUAAUCCCUCGUCUCAAGGACAUAUUCCCAGCUGGUUCGGCGAAACCAGCAGCCCAGGAGCGCGAUUCCAAGAAGGAUGCUGGUCUCAUGGUCGUGCUUGAAAAUAUGAGCGUUGUGACGGACAAUUGUUCUGGCAAGGAUCUCAAAGACGAUAUCCUUCCACUAAUCCGACUGGCAUUGGACUCACCCACCCAUUCACUGGCGGAUGCCGCCAUCAAGUGCUUGCCCGUGAUACUCCCUAUCCUCGAUUUCAGCACUGUGAAAAAUGAAAUAUUCCCUCCCAUCGCUUCAACAUUCAGCAGGACCAAUAGCCUCGCCAUCAAAAUUCGCUGUUUAGAGGCUUUUGCUGUACUUUGUGGCGGCUCCGUGGACGAAGAAACCAGGGCUGAGGAUGAUUUAACAGGAGUGAUCCAAGACAACAAAACCCAGUCCAGCAGAUCCUCGAUUCUUGACAAAUAUACCAUUCAAGAGAAACUUGUACCUUCUCUGAAAGCGAUCAAAACAAAAGAGCCUGCUGUGAUGAUGGCUACCUUGAAAGUGUUUAGAGAGAUCGGCAAGGUUGCUGAUACAGACUUUCUUGCUUUGGAAGUCCUUCCAAUUCUCUGGGCUUUUAGCAUGGGGCCGCUUCUUAAUGUCCGCCAGUUUGGGGAAUUUAUGGGGCUCAUAAAAACUCUCUCCACAAAAGUCGAACAGGAGCAGACGAGAAAGUUGCAGGAGCUUUCUUCUGGGGGCGAUUCUACUGGGCUAGGGAAUGGGGUAGCCUCUUCUAAGGCUCCUGGAGCUUCUAGCAAUUCAGACGUGGGCAACGCAAGGGAUGAUUUUGAGCGCCUUGUCCUUGGGAAAACUUCCACAACGUCGAGUAGUAACGACAUCGACCCAUUAGGUGGUCUGGGCUCGGAGGCGAUGAUUUCCAAACAUCCAACGCAGGCUAUGACUCCUGCAUUAUCCUGGACUUUAAGUACUCCUGGAACAACCAGCAAAACGGGCAGCUUAGGUGCAGUACGUGUGUCGUCGACACAGUCCAAUCUUAACUUCCGUUCUGUGACACCCGACUACAAUUCAAGUUCCUUUCCGACUCUCGAACCUGCUCACAGGCAAAAGUCGCCUGUCUCUCAGCUUACAGCAUUUCAACAGCAGUCAAGCUCGAUCUGGGAUGCUCCGCGCACCGUGGCCGGCCAACAGAACAAUUCGUCAUUGGCAGGUAUGACGACUAUGAGGCCUUCUUCCAAUGCUUCUAUGGCCGCCCAACCUCCCCAGCGGACGGCCAACUAUUCUGCAUUUUCCAUUCCUCCCCCUCCUGCGUCGAAUUCGACUAUAUUUGCCGGCUCGAGUAUAUCCACUGCUGGUCAAGUACCAUUUGGGUCAAAUAUUGCCCCAAAUGCAUUUUCAAGCAACACUUAUUCUCAACCGUCGCAAGGAUCACAGAAGCAGGGUCUGGAUAAGUAUGAAAGUUUGCUAUGAUUAUGUGGGACCUUCCAUAGCGCCUUCUUAUUGGAUACCCAAGUUCAUGAUAUGAAUUAUUAUUGCAACUGUAUUAAUAUUAAUUGAAAUUUUGUACAUCUAAAGGACUUGUUACGAUCAUAAUCCUGGAGUAUGAGAAUCAGGAUGAACCCAGCCAACAGUAAAGACUGUUACUUGGAGAUUAACUUGGUGAUGGGUAUUGCAGCUGGACGUAUGUCUCAGCAUGACUUUACUAUAAUGAAUUUGAAUGUUACCUUCUUGG
Molecule: messenger RNA, 3058 nt
Organism: Monascus purpureus
Lineage: Eukaryota; Fungi; Ascomycota; Eurotiomycetes; Eurotiales; Aspergillaceae
Source: the annotation of a GenBank genome assembly